Messenger RNA from Alternaria alternata, 1363 nucleotides. RefSeq lists its product as hypothetical. The transcript is spliced from 4 exons. Gene Ontology annotation, molecular function: oxidoreductase activity. NCBI's taxonomy places the organism in Eukaryota, Fungi, Ascomycota, Dothideomycetes, Pleosporales, Pleosporaceae. The record is from RefSeq and is a predicted model, not a curated record. Bases 494 to 1363 code for a protein of 289 amino acids.
UCCUUCCAGAUGUGCUGUGACGACACCAGAAGUGCCACGCGCAAAAGCACAGCCUUGGAAAGCUUUCAUCAACGAUCCAGAAAUCAAGCCUUUUGCAGCGGAUCAGAGCGAUAACGGCGUGCUUCGUUUGAAGACUGAGAAGGACGAGCAUGGUCUCGGUGGCUGAACUGAGGAGCUGUCAUGCUCGGGCAGGGGUUUAAACCAGCGAAGAAUUGGCAUCCUAGCAAUUUAGUUUGUAGGCAUAACCAAAGUAUGCACAGUUCUCCAGAGUAGUCAGCGUCUGGCUUCAAAAGAAUCCAACUCUUGCCACGAUCCUUGUUUUUCCACCAUGGAGAUAUGACAUGCUGUGAAAAGGGUUAGGCAGUCGUCUGAGUAAGCGCCACAGCCUUGGAUUUGACACGUAUAAAGCCCUUGUCCUCAGAACAUCCAUUGAUGAUUCCUUGUCUCAGCAUCAAUACUGCAUCUGAUUAACGGGCACACUAGUGCAACCGCAAUGGUCAUCGCGACUCUCAAUUUCAUUAAGCCACUGGAGCUAUACGAAACAGAACAGCCAUACUUUCUCAACAUACCAGGAAGUGAGCCAGAAACGCAAAUUAUACAGACAAAUUUGGAAUACACACCACAAGAUGACAUCACAAUAGAGGAUAUUAGAGGCAGGACUCAUGAGUUCUCUCUAGAAAAGAAUGGAUUCAAGGUCUUGAAAUACGAUGCCGAAGGUCUCGAUCAACUACAAGGUUCCAAGGUCGACACUUACUGCGAAGAAAUGGCUGCGUUGGUUGCCGAGGAAUGUAAUGCAGUCCAUGCAGUUUGUUAUGAUUAUCGUAAUGAUCGUGAAACCAUCGACUACGAAAAGGAUCAAGACCUCGGGCGAAACACGGCUGCACCCCCUGUUUAUCCCGUGCAUGUCGACCACACUGUUGAUGGUGGCCCCAAACGCAUCAGAAGGCAUCUGACGGAACAAGAAGCCGCCAAAUAUUUGAAUGGUGGAUAUGAGUCACGUAUCAUCAACGUCUGGCGCCCUCUCAGCCAUCCAGUCGAAGACUGUCCUAUCGCCGUCUGCGAUGCUUCGAGCAUUAAUCCAUGUGACCUUGUGGCGGCUGAUCGCGUCACGCCGGAUUUUCGAGUAGAACUGUACUACAUGCGCUAUAAUCCAAACCAGAGGUUCUACUGGCUUUCAAAACAAGCCACAAACGAGUUGUGGAUGUUCGUCAACUAUGAUUCAAGGAAUCGGCUUGACCUGCCUCCGUGGAUGACAUGUCCUCACGCGGCGUUCCUCGAUGCUGGAGCCCGGAAGGACGCGCCAGCACGAGACAGCAUCGAAGUCAGGGUAAUCGUCUUCAAUGCUAUUACGGGGAUAGCUUGA